Portunus trituberculatus (swimming crab) is the source of this 2529-nucleotide messenger RNA. Its product is annotated as elongation factor 1-alpha-like. NCBI's taxonomy places the organism in Eukaryota, Metazoa, Arthropoda, Malacostraca, Decapoda, Portunidae. Gene Ontology annotation, molecular function: translation elongation factor activity; GTP binding; GTPase activity. Gene Ontology annotation, biological process: translational elongation; translation. The record is from RefSeq and is a predicted model, not a curated record. The transcript has 3 exons. The coding region runs from base 62 to 1447 and encodes 461 amino acids.
CCCAAGCCGGCAACCAGGUCCCUGACGUGAGCUCGGGCGUCACUUUUGAGUCGUCACCAAUAUGGGCAAGGAGAAGACCCACAUCAACAUCGUGGUGGUGGGCCACGUGGACUCCGGCAAGUCCACCACCACCGGUCAUCUCAUCUACAAGUGUGGUGGCAUCGACAAGCGAACCAUUGAUAAAUUCGAGAAGGAAUCGACUGAGAUGGGCAAGGGAUCCUUCAAGUACGCCUGGGUGCUGGACAAGCUGAAGGCUGAGCGUGAGCGUGGUAUCACCAUUGACAUUGCCCUGUGGAAGUUUGAGACCAACAGGUUCUACGUGACCAUCAUUGACGCUCCCGGGCAUCGUGAUUUCAUCAAGAACAUGAUCACUGGCACCUCCCAGGCCGACUGCGCCGUGCUGAUUGUGGCGGCAGGCACGGGUGAGUUCGAGGCGGGCAUCUCCAAGAACGGUCAGACCCGCGAGCACGUGCUGCUGUGCUUCACCCUGGGUGUGAAACAGCUCAUCGUGGCUGUCAACAAGAUGGACAGCACUGAGCCCAAGUACUCUGAGGCCAGGUUCAAUGAGAUCAAGAAGGAACUGACUGCCUACGUCAAGAAGGUGGGCUACAACCCUACCAUCGUGCCCAUCCUGCCCAUCUCUGGCUUCAAUGGUGACAACAUGCUGGAGAAGUCUGACAACAUGUCCUGGUGGACCAAACAGAAGAUCGAGCGCAAGAGUGGCAGCUAUGAAUACAUCACCCUCUUUGACGCCCUGGACAACAUCGAACCUCCCACCAGACCCGUGGACAAGCCUUUGCGUUUGCCACUCCAGGAUGUCUACAAGAUCGGUGGCAUUGGCACAGUGCCCGUGGGCCGUGUGGAGACCGGCAUCCUCAAGCCUGGCAUGGUUGUGACUUUUGCCCCCACUGGCCCCACCACUGAGGUCAAGUCUGUGGAGAUGCACCACGAGGCCCUGACCGAGGCUAUGCCCGGCGACAACGUUGGCUUCAACGUGAAGAACGUGUCUGUCAAGGACUUGAAACGUGGCUUCGUGGCUUCUGACAACAAAAACGACCCCGCCAAGGAAGCUGCAGACUUCACCUCUCAGGUGAUCGUGCUGAACCACCCUGGCCAGAUCCAGGCUGGCUACUCCCCCGUGCUGGACUGCCACACCGCACAUAUCGCCUGCAAGUUUGCCGAGCUGAUCCAGAAGAUCGACAGGCGUACCGGCAAAGAAAUUGAAGCCAAUCCGAAGCACAUCAAAUCUGGGGACUCGUGUAUCAUUAAGAUGGUACCCAGCAAGCCCAUGUGCGUGGAAACCUUCCAGCAGUACGCCCCUCUGGGUCGCUUCGCUGUGCGUGACAUGAAGCAGACGGUGGCCGUGGGUGUCAUUAAGGAGGUAAACAAGAAGGAAGGGACUGGUAAGACUACGAAGGCUGCCGAGAAGGCCCUCAAGAAGAAGUAACUAUCUGAGGGCGGCCGUGCGGCCACCAUGGGCUCGCUGCUUGCCACCACCACACCCAACACCUGCAUUUGCCACAGGAAGGUGGUCCGGAGGAAAGAUCCUCACCUCUCCUAGGACUGUCAUCAAUACUUCGUGCUAAUCGUCGUGGCGUAUACAUACAUAAAUACAUACAUACAUACAUACAUACAUACAUACAAACAUUGAUGCAACUUAUUACUGAUAACUAAAUCAACCACGCCAACCAGCAUCACCCCCCUCUCCCCACACUCUCCAUUAUACUCGUUACUUACCCCCUCCUCCCCAACGUCGAGACCUGAGUCGGCUACCCCUCCCCCCACCAUGUUCCCCAAACCACACCUGGGCCUGCUGCUGCCUGCCUGCCUGCCAGUGCUGUCCCGCGCGCUGUAGCCUGCAUCCAUUCAGUCAGUCGGUCACUCACGCCAAGGACUCGUUACGGAAAGCAUAUAACCGCACAAAUUAGUUACGUGUUGGGGCAUUGUUAACCACCUGUGCUGUACCGCGGGGCUCUGAUCAACGCGUGUGUGUACCUGUACCAAGACCAAAUCUAUACAGAACGGUAGUGCCAAAAUCUGUUCAAAUCUUUCCUUUUACUCUUGCACAUUUAUAUACUCAUUAUCAUCACUACUAGAUACAGCAAAAUUAUGCUAAAAAGGAAUAAGCUCAGUUAGUAAGUUAGUAAGAAAGAAUUUUAGUGGUACUGCAUGCACAAGGAGAAAUUUAUAUUAUGUACUUGAAUAGUGAGAUGAAAAAUUACAUUGUUUUCUAAUAUUGUAAUACUAGGGAAGGUGUAAUAUAAUUGUUUUCCAGCUUGAUCGCUCAAACUUUUAGCCUAAGGUCAAUUAAUAAUUAAGGGGAGGUUAGAAGGCACAAAAUUAUUAUUAUUAUUAUUAUUAUUAUUAUUAUUAUUAUUAUUAUUAUUAUUGUUACUAUUAUUACAAUUUAUUAUUACUGUUAUAAUUUAUUAUGAUUAUUAUGUCCCCGCCCGACGUUUCAGUGACGACUCAACAAAAAUGAAAAAAAUACAAAAAAUAAAGCGCUAAAACAAUUUCUCUCUAAAAAAA